UCACUCCCUGCUCAUCAGUACCAUUUUGUUUAUGAACAAAUGAACAUGACUGAAGCUCAGAGCUACUGCAGAGAAAACUACACAGACCUGGCCACUAUAGACAACAUGGAGGACGUGAACCUCUUGAACUCCAUGGUGGAUUUAAACAGAAUGAUCUACCCAACAUUCAGCUAUUUAGCCUGGAUAGGUCUGUACGACGAUGUGAACAGCUGGAGGUGGUCGCUGUCAGACAGAAGUUUCUACACACAGGAGGAGGCUGAGUUCAGGAACUGGUACAACUACGAACCAGACAAUGAAAAUAGUAGAGAACACUGUGCAUGGAUCACCAAUGAUGGACAGUGGAAUGAUGUUUUUUGUGAUUUCUACCGUACAGCAGUCUGCAUGGAUGUCAGAGGUGAGGAUUUUAACUGGUGAAAUUACACCAUACAACACAGCAGUUUAGUUUCUUUAUCUCUCCCACUUUCUGCUUCUCUUUGUCUCUGUGUUUUCCUUAUUUGGGCUCACAGUUCAAUCAAUCAAUCAGACUUUAUUUGUACAGCACCUUUUUCUAGGUUGGUCCAAUUCAAAGUACUUUACAGAUGAGCAACAAGCUGACAGUACAGAUGGAAACACUAACACUAUACUACACACUACUAAUGCUUAUGGUUAUGUUACUGCUGCUCAGCUCUUCACUAUGAUCUGUUUUCAGGGUCAAAUGUCACAU
This is a messenger RNA of Lates calcarifer (barramundi perch), 703 nucleotides long. RefSeq names its product L-selectin-like. The record is from RefSeq and is a predicted model, not a curated record. The coding region runs from base 40 to 414 and encodes 124 amino acids. The transcript has 2 exons. Lineage: Eukaryota; Metazoa; Chordata; Actinopteri; Centropomidae.